AUGGGAAGGGUCUCAUUUGCAGUUGGACACAAUGGCAUUAUAAAUGGUCAAUUCCCUCUGUACAAUCGGGCCUCAGUUUUGAGCAGUUGUACAGAUUUCUAUUGGCGACUAGAUUUUGUAAUAUUGUUGACUAUCAUUGAUGGUCAUCUUUUCUGCUGGCCACAUGGAUCUAAUGCCACCAGCAGGGAGUGGUCUGUGGGGCCACACGAACCCUACUGGCAAACUAAUACUAGUUUUUCACCACCACCCCCAAGAUGGGAUUUCGGAUUCCAAUCUGAAGCGCUGCCAUUUGGUUCUCAUGAUAGUAUUCAAUUUUAUGGGUCUUCUGCAUCAGCAAACAGCAGAGAAAGUGGAAAUUGGGUGAGAGGUAAUAAUCUUGCCAAUCACCAAAAUCUGGUAUCCGAUGGAGUUGGUCCAUAUUUCAGUAGUCCGACCAAUAUCUUUUCUGAACAGCAGUCGACUCCCCCAACAAUACAGGAAAUCAGGGCCAAUGAUUAUGGUAAUUCAAGAAGAGUUUUGAGGCCAUUAUCUCUCUCACCUGCAAAUGAGGGAACAUCGGCAGGUAGGGAUUUUGGAGGCUCCACAUCAUCACGGUCAGACAGCAGUGAUUAUGAUUCCAUCGCCAAGUCUCAUUCCUCACAUCGUAACUUCUCAAGUUGCCGUUGCUUUAUGUCCAAAGCAAUUCACCCUUUAUCCUUUCCAUCAGAAACACCCACAAGAGCUACUGAAGACAUGGCCGUCGGGAUGUCAGAAUUUGAUGCCAUUACUGUACGAAAAGACAAAGGCCGUUUGAGCAGUGCUAGUGGUAGUCUUGACCUCUCAGAUAUUUCUGAGCCACUAGAAUCUGAUUUAUCUUGUAGACCUUGUAAUCCUCCUGAUAAUUUCAGAUGUGGAUUGUGUGAGAGGUUUCUUUCUAAGAGAUCACCUUGGAGUUCUCGAUGGAUCAUUCGAAGUGGGGAUAUGCCAGUUGCUGCUGUUCUUUCAUGCCGUCAUGUAUUCCAUGCAGAGUGCUUGGAGCAAACAACACCGAAGGUACCCAAAAGCGACCCACCAUGCCCCAUUUGUUUCAAGGUUGAAGAGGAAAAUUCUCCAGAUCAACAGGUGUUUUCUAAGUUGAUGAGUAGUUUCCCAAGGCUUAAACAUUUUCGCGAAGAUGGGCCAUCCAAGCAAUGGGGCUGCUCACAAGCAGGAGAUUGUAUUGAAGGGGCUUUGCAUUCACCUACUCGCAACAAUCUACUUAACCGAAAUCGAUUUAGGACAAAUCUUUCCUUGAAGGGCAAUUCUGGUAGGGAAUUUUCGGGGAAAUUGUGGAAAAAUGGCUCUUAUUCUACCCAAUUAUUUGUUGGAUCAGCGGACCAUAGAGCUGCUGGAUCUUCGAAGACAGCAGCAGGUCCAGUAUGA
Fraxinus pennsylvanica is the source of this 1401-nucleotide messenger RNA. NCBI's taxonomy places the organism in Eukaryota, Viridiplantae, Streptophyta, Magnoliopsida, Lamiales, Oleaceae. The record is from the annotation of a GenBank genome assembly.